UUUAAUGUUUAAACCAGACAGAUCAUUUGGACUUCAGGAGGAAGAGAUGUCUCUGCUCCUGCUCUUCACUCUGUCUCUCUGCUGGUGGGCGGCGGCUGCCAGGUCGCAGUGGAGCGAAAAACCGAAAAUCCUCUUCCCCGAGGACAUGAUCUUCAUCGGGGACUCGUUGCGGGUCACCUGCACGCUUCCCAUCGACUACAAGGGCGGCGAGUGUCGUCUGUACAAAGACGACGCCCGCUUACCUUUCAAGAUGAUGAUCGCAACCGAUUGGAGCUGUGUCUUCCAGGUGACCUCUGACGAGCUGAUGGGACGCGGCCGGAGACCCGGACGCUUCUCCCUCAAGUGUGACUACCAGCUGCAGGAGUACACGUCAGUGAGCAGCGACAGCAGAGGCAUCUCGGUCCACCGGCAAGUGCCCCCUCCUGAACUAAGCGUCAGCCACCGGUUUGUGUCCCCUGAGGACAGCGUGGAGGUCCACUGUGACGCUGACUCCUACGAAUGUUCGUACUUCAGGAAUCAGGCCUGGAUCGCAACGAGGCCCUGCAGAAAAAACCUGACAGGAAAGCAGCUCGCCAGGUGGAAGAAGCCAACCCUGCUGCUCCCCGUCAACCUCACCUGCACAUAUGGCGUGUCCCCUCCCAGCAACCACAUGCUGCUGUUUGUCGUUGACACAAGUCAAGCCUCCUCGUCUGUCGACUGUAAAGUUUCCGUGGACGACGACCAGAUGCCGGCGUUCAGAAACGACAGCUGGACGUCUGUUGGCGAAGACGGGCUGACGGUCAAAGUUCAGGCCACAAACAGCACCUUGAGGACCAACGAGACCUGCAGCCACAUCCAGACUCAGACCUGAUUAACAGAUCCAGACUCAGACCUCAUUAACAGAUCCAGAGUAAUUAAAUAAAUACAUUUAAUUAAUAUAUACCUUUAAACAGCAGAAGAAAAAAACAGAAUGUUCCUUUCAUGCCUCAAAAUAACUAAGUAAAAUCACGAAGUACAUUUACUCAAGUACUGUGCUUAAGUAUAAUUUUGAGGUACUUGUACUUUACUUGAGGAUUCCAUUUUAUGUAACUUUAUACUUCUACUUCAUUACAUUUUGGAGUAAGGCCAAGCGCAAAUCGUGGCAGCGGCACCUCGCUGCGGCAUCUCUAGUGGCACCCCCGGAUGCCACAGCGAGGUGCCGCUAGCGUCGCGGCACAUGCCAAUGUUUGGGGGAGAUGCCACGGCACAUGCCACUAGAUGCCACGGCACAUGCCACUAGAUGCCACGGC
This is a messenger RNA of Centropristis striata (black sea bass), 1268 nucleotides long. RefSeq lists its product as uncharacterized. Bases 5 to 850 code for a protein of 281 amino acids. The transcript has 5 exons. NCBI's taxonomy places the organism in Eukaryota, Metazoa, Chordata, Actinopteri, Perciformes, Serranidae. The record is from RefSeq and is a predicted model, not a curated record.